AAGCCCAGAAUCAGGAACUAGCCAACUAGCCAGGGGUCUACUCAGGGCCUGAGUCAGCCACUGCCACCCCAGGAGCAGCUGUCUGCGUGGUAACUCCAGCCUUGAAGUCCAGGAGGACGCCACUAUGGGUUUCUCUUCGGAGCUGUGCAGUCCCCAGGGCCACGGGGCAGUGCAGCAGAUGCAGGAAGCUGAGCUUCGCCUACUGGAAGGCAUGAGGAAAUGGAUGGCCCAGAGGGUCAAGAGUGACCGGGAAUACGCAGGCCUGCUUCACCACAUGUCACUGCAGGACAGUGGAGGUCAGAGCCGGAGCAGCAGCCCUGACAGCCCAGUCAGCCAGUCCUGGGCCGAGAUCACCAGCCAGACGGAGAGCCUGAGCAGGGUGCUGCGGCAGCAUGCAGAGGAUCUGAACUCAGGGCCCCUGAGCAAGCUGAGCCUGCUGAUCCGGGAGCGACAGCAGUUACGAAAGACCUACAGUGAGCGGUGGCAGCAGCUGCAGCAGGAGCUCACCAAGACCCACAGCCAAGACAUUGAGAAGUUGAAGAGCCAGUACCGAGCCCUGGCACGGGACAGCGCCCAGGCCAGGCGCAAGUACCAAGAGGCCAGCAAAGACAAGGACCGGGACAAGGCCAGGGACAAGUAUGUGCGCAGCCUGUGGAAGCUGUUUGCCCAUCACAACCGCUACGUGCUGGGGGUGCGGGCCGCGCAGCUGCACCACCAGCACCACCACCAGCUCAUGCUGCCCGGCCUGCUGCAAUCACUGCAGGAGUUGCACGAGGAGAUGGUGCGCGUCCUGAAGGAGAUCCUGCAGGAAUACUUGGAGAUUAGCAGCCUGGUGCAGGACGAGAUGGUAGCCAUUCACCAGGAGAUGGCUGCAGCUGCUACCCGCAUCCAGCCUGAGACCGAGUACCAAGGCUUCCUGCGUCAGUACGGGUCUGCCCCUGACGUCCCACCCUGUGUCACCUUUGAUGAGUCCCUGCUUGAGGAGGGUGAACAGCUGGAGCCUGGGGAGCUGCAGCUGAACGAGUUGACAGUGGAAAGUGUGCAACACACGAUGACCUUCGUGACAGAUGAACUGACUGUGGCCACCGAGGCAGUGCUGAGCCGGCAGGAGGUGGUCAGUCAGCUGCAGCGUGAGCUCCGGAAUGAGGAGCAGAACACCCACCCCCGGGAGCGGGUGCAGCUGCUGGGCAAGAGGCAGGCACUGCAGGAGGCACUGCAGGGGCUACAGGUAGCAUUGUGCAGCCAGGCCAAGCUGCAGGCCCAGCAGGAGCUGCUGCAGACCAAGCUGGAGCAGCUGGGCCCCGGGGAGCCCCCGGCCGUGCUGCUCCUGCAAGAUGACCGCCACUCCACCUCAUCCUCGGAGCAGGAGCGAGAGGGGGGAAGGACGCCCACGCUGGAAGUCCUUAAGAGCCACUUCUCUGGAAUCUUCCGCCCCAAGUUCUCGCUCCCCCCACCGCUGCAGCUCGUUCCAGAGGUGCAGAAGCCUCUGCAGGAGCAGCUGUGGUACCAUGGGGCCAUCCCGAGGGCGGAGGUGGCUGAGCUGCUGACACACUCCGGAGACUUCCUGGUUCGGGAGAGCCAGGGCAAGCAAGAGUACGUGCUGUCCGUGCUGUGGGACGGCCUGCCCCGCCACUUCAUCAUCCAGUCCACAGAUAACCUGUACCGGCUGGAAGGGGAUGGUUUCCCCAGCAUCCCCUUGCUCAUUGACCAUCUGCUGACCUCCCAGCAACCCCUCACCAAGAAGAGUGGUGUUAUCCUGUACAGGGCCGUGCCCAAGGACAAGUGGGUGCUAAACCAUGAGGACCUGGUAUUGGGGGAGCAGAUUGGGCGGGGGAAUUUUGGUGAAGUGUUCAGCGGACGUCUGAAAGCAGACAACACCCUUGUGGCUGUGAAGUCUUGUCGGGAGACACUGCCACUCGACCUCAAGGCCAGGUUUCUACAAGAAGCCAGGAUCCUAAAGCAAUACAGCCAUCCCAACAUCGUGCGUCUCAUCGGCGUCUGCACGCAGAAACAGCCCAUCUACAUCGUCAUGGAACUUGUGCAAGGGGGCGACUUCCUGACCUUCCUGCGGACAGAGGGAGCCCGCCUGCGGGUGAAGACACUGCUGCACAUGGUUAGGGACGCAGCUGCAGGCAUGGAGUACUUAGACAGCAAGUGUUGCAUCCACCGGGACCUGGCUGCUCGGAACUGUCUAGUGACAGAGAAGAAUGUCUUGAAGAUAAGUGACUUUGGGAUGUCCCGAGAGGAAGCUGAUGGCAUCUAUGCAGCCUCCGGGGGCCUCAGACAAGUCCCCGUGAAGUGGACCGCACCCGAGGCCCUGAACUAUGGUCGCUACUCCUCCGAGAGUGAUGUGUGGAGCUUUGGUAUCUUGCUCUGGGAAACCUUUAGCCUGGGUGCCUCACCCUACCCCAGCCUCACCAAUCAGCAAACGCGGGAGUUCGUGGAAAAGGGUGGCCGCCUGCCCUGCCCAGACCUGUGCCCCGACGCGGUCUUUCGACUGAUGGAGCAGUGCUGGGCUUACGAUCCUGGACAGCGACCCACCUUCAGCGCCAUCUUGCAGGAACUACAGAGCAUCCGAAAGCGUCACCGGUGAGGCGGGGACCGCCUCCGCAGGCAAGAGUGGGCCUCCUCAGCUACUCAUGCUUGCCCCAAUUGCUGCAAGUCCUGUGCUGUCCAGGUCCAGCCUGUGGCCGUGCUGCUGGCAGGGUGCAGCCCUGUGGUGGCCCUGCGUUCCUGUUCCAGGCGGAAAUAAUAAAACCACGUGUGCCCAUCGGUGUCCUUGGCAUGUGCGCUCCUCCAGAGGGCAGGUCCUGGAAGGCAGGCAGGGCCCGUGUGAUGGCCGGAGGAAGGGGUGGCAGGUAGUCCUCACUGGGCAGAGCUGACAUCAUCUGGCAGGGCCAGGUGUGAGAUGCUGGGCCGCUGGGAGCUGGGGGUGCUAUGCAGGCUGUGGCCAGAAGUGGCGUCGUUCCCUGGAACAGAAUCACAGGACAGGAACAGAGCUGCCAUGAUGGGGAGUUUGGAGAUGGUGCUUUUGAGGGCCCGUGGGGAUAAAAAGUGGGAAGAAGCCCAGAUGAAGGACAGGCUGGAGCCAGAGGUGUGAAAACAAUUGGCUUAGAGAUGUCAGGAAGUAGCUGUCACAUGUAUGUGUACCACUGUUACUAUCACAUAAAAGUCAGGAGGAUAGCCAGGUACUGUGGGGUCACGCCCAUAAUCCUAGCUACUCAGGAGGCAGAAAUCAGGAGGAUCGUGGUUCGAAGCCAACCUGGGGCAAAUAGUUCACAAGACCCUAUCUCAA
Molecule: messenger RNA, 3295 nt
Organism: Castor canadensis (American beaver)
Lineage: Eukaryota; Metazoa; Chordata; Mammalia; Rodentia; Castoridae
Gene: Fes
Product: FES proto-oncogene, tyrosine kinase
Biological process (GO): peptidyl-tyrosine phosphorylation
Molecular function (GO): ATP binding; non-membrane spanning protein tyrosine kinase activity
Source: RefSeq, a predicted model, not a curated record